AACACACAAAUAGUGUCGUUAAACACAACUCAAAAACUUUAGCAUUUUGUUCAAACCUCAAUAAUAUGUUGAAAUUGGAUUCAGAAACACCGCUACCGUGGGUGAUCAUGUUACUUUGUAAUAUAUACAUGAUAAUAACUUGGGGCCUGUCAAUUGUAGGAGCAGUUUCAGAAUCGUUCAAGCUAAUCAGAAGUUCUUUAAUCAUGUGGACCAUUUUUAUUUUUGUUUGGAUGUCACUGUUUAUUUGGUCAGUGUUUCCUUCCGGCGUCAGUAACGUUUGCGUACGCGACCAUUGCCCAGAAAGUUUAUGGCUGGUAGACAACGCCUGGCAAGAGACCGUUUAUUGCGACGGAGCUAACGCUGCUAACCCUCCAGCCGAUAAUAACGACAAAGGACUUGGUGAAAACGUUACAGCGGCGACGGCGACAGUAAUAGCGCUCAAGUUUCGCGACAGUGAUACAAGUGGUACUCUGAAAGUUCUAGCACACCGGAGUACAGAGUCCAAUGAAUAUUAUGGACUUGGCGAAAACGUUACAGCGGCGACGACGACAGUAAAAGCGCUUAAGUUUCGCGACAGUGGUGAUACAAGUGGUAUUUUCAAAGUUCUAGCACACCACAGUACAGAGUUCAAUGAAUAUUAUGACGACCCCGACAACAGACUUUCCGCGCAAAACGUUACGACGACGGCAGUAAAAGCGCUUAAGUUUCGCGACAGUGAUACAAGUGGUACUUUGAAAGUUCUAGCACACCCGAGUACAGAGUCCAGUGAAUAUUAUGACGAUCCCGACAACAGACUUUCCGCGCAAACAUUCGAAAGCAACGGUAUGGGUCCAACACGAACACAAGCCAAGAAGAACAAAUACCGGAGCCAACAAAGCGCCAUCAUCAUCAUGGUGCUCACAUUGUUGAUGUUUUUCGGUUAUUUCAUAUUUGCGUGGGUGAUUCUUCGAAGUUACAUGAGGUGUUUAAAACAGAAAAUCAUAUGUGAAGCAUCAAGAACUGCCGGACAGCCCUGUGUAAAUGAAAUGCAUGGUAGCUGCUAA
This is a messenger RNA of Adelges cooleyi (spruce gall adelgid), 1043 nucleotides long. RefSeq lists its product as uncharacterized. The record is from RefSeq and is a predicted model, not a curated record. The transcript has 6 exons. Lineage: Eukaryota; Metazoa; Arthropoda; Insecta; Hemiptera; Adelgidae. Bases 66 to 1043 code for a protein of 325 amino acids.